This is a messenger RNA of Hordeum vulgare subsp. vulgare (domesticated barley), 864 nucleotides long. RefSeq names its product succinate dehydrogenase subunit 4, mitochondrial-like. The record is from RefSeq and is a predicted model, not a curated record. NCBI's taxonomy places the organism in Eukaryota, Viridiplantae, Streptophyta, Magnoliopsida, Poales, Poaceae. The coding region runs from base 43 to 726 and encodes 227 amino acids. The transcript has 3 exons. Gene Ontology annotation, cellular component: mitochondrial inner membrane. Gene Ontology annotation, biological process: mitochondrial electron transport, succinate to ubiquinone; tricarboxylic acid cycle.
UCCGACUUUCCGAGAGAGAGAGAGAGAAGAGAGAGAGAGAGAAUGGCGUCGCGACUGCUGACCAGAUCCAAAGCCCUAGCGCUCGCCGUCGCCCGCGCCGACGCGGCCGCGCCGUCGCCCCUCGCCGGCGCCCGGGGUACCCGCGCGCUCUCCUCCCUCCCCCGCGACCCGACGGCCGCAUCCCCCGCCCCGUCGCCGCGGCAACCGGCGGUGGUCUCCCCGCUCGGCCUCUCCAAGAUUCUAGGAUAUGAGCAGGCAUCUCGACUUGGUGGCACACAUGCAUUGCCUCGCUGGUUUUCUACUGGAGCCUCCAAUGGAUCAUCUAAACAGCAGACCUCAAAGACAAUUGCUGGGAUGGUACAGUCCGAUGCAAUGAAAACACAGGAGGGAACCUCAGCCAAGGUCACAGCAUUCAGCCCCAUGGAAGCAACCAUCAGCAAAGCCAGAAGCAGUCCAUUGACACUCGAAAGUUUGAAAGUGAGGCGGGCCGAGAUAAUGACAAAAGUCACAUUCUACAUGAUUCCGACCCUGCUCCUCGUGUCGAAGAACAGCAUCAGCACCUCUCUCCUGAUCGCGUCAGUGUACCAUCAGGUCUACAUGUUCCACAAGGAGAUCCUCCUGGACUACGUCCACCACGACAUCACCAGGAAGUGGGCCUUGAUAUACUUCAAGCUGCUCUUGCUGGUCAUGGCCAAGGACACGAUGCUUUACUUUGAUCUGUUCUAAGCGCGUCCAUGGUAGUAGUUUCUUGAGAGAUGCCACCAGGAACCCUCCCAUGUGUACACUGGAAUAAUCAUCAAGGUGGACAAACUGCCUGACUGCUGGUUCUUCUUCUGUCUCCUAUAUCAAGUUGCUUCGUUUUUC